UACAGAGGCCAGCUCCAGAAUGACUUGGAGGUGGAAGAUUGGCUCCUGGAGCGAGGUUACUUUUCCCGUCCUCCCGGAACCGGCACCAAGAGAGGGAAGAUCCGCCUACUUAUAUGCGAGCGCCUUCAUGUCGAGCCUCCAGACUUCGCCAUGAGCAAGAAUUCAUUCGAGUCUUUGAUGAGGGUUUUCGAUUUACCCGUCGAGACUCUUCCGGCUUUUCAGGGCCACAACGGAACCCAUUUCCGCCGAAAGAGGUAUUCGGGCGAUCGCCUCGUCUCGGUUGCAAAUACAGUGAUCAUUGUUAAACUGCCGCAGAUAUUCCAAAUAGAAAACUGUGGACUUUCAUUGACGCACUACUGCGACACAGGGAACACCAAUGCAUUCCUAUGGGGCCGAAACGUCGUUCGCGAGAACAACCCCACAACGGGCAAGCGAGUGAGGCCGCAUAUCGCGGUGUUCGAAACCGUGUUAGAGUGCAUGGCGCGGUCAUGGACGGACCCGCUUCUACUCCCGGCAAUACUGCUAUACGACUACGUCGACAGAGCGGAGCGAUUUCUCAGAUCGGAUAUAGACCUGUCGAUGAUGAGCCUUGACAGGUAUCUUGGGGUGACACGGACGGGUAGGAAUUACAAAAAGUACAACGACCCGCUCGACCAUGUUGCGCCGCUGGAGAAUAUGGCAAGGAGAGAAGAACGGGUGAGACUGACGUCGCAACUGCACACUAACGCGUACAAUACUGUGGCUUUGCACCACAACAUGCAAUGGGCACACCGGUACUGUGCGUUCAUGCAAAGCACUGUUGAGGAGACUACGCAUGAGCUCAAGCGCACAAGACAAGAGACGGAGGUGCAAGAAUCGGUCUCAUUCCUCCAGAACAAACUCGAAAGCAUUCAGGACUUUGUAAACCAGAUCCGGGACAGGCAGGAGCGCCAACUAAGCGUCCUAAGCAGCUUCAUCGACCAAGCCGACAACGACCAGAGCAUGAAAGUAGCGCGAGAUGCGCGCGUCGACGGGUUAGCCAUGAAAGCGCUCGCGCUGCUAACAGCCGUGUUCCUGCCGCCGUCUUUCAUCGCCACCAUGUUCAGCAUGAGCAUGUUUGACUGGCAAGCCAAAACCUCCUCGGGCGUCACGUCUAGCUACUUCUGGAUCUACUGGGCCGCGUCUAUCCCGUUGGCUGUUUUGCUGCUGUUGGGCUGGCGCGUGUGGUGGCGCCGCCAGAGAAGCGUUUAUGAUGAGGAGUACUGUCCUGAAGGGGGGAAGAGGUGGGAUCCCCCGAAAGCUGGUGCCUUUUAUGGAGGGAGCGGGAAGGAGGCUUUGGUCUCUCGCGCUCGCGAUUGA
This is a messenger RNA of Aplosporella prunicola CBS 121167, 1338 nucleotides long. RefSeq lists its product as uncharacterized. The record is from RefSeq and is a predicted model, not a curated record. NCBI's taxonomy places the organism in Eukaryota, Fungi, Ascomycota, Dothideomycetes, Botryosphaeriales, Aplosporellaceae. The transcript has 4 exons. The annotation marks the transcript as partial.